Molecule: messenger RNA, 1269 nt
Organism: Seminavis robusta
Lineage: Eukaryota; Bacillariophyta; Bacillariophyceae; Naviculales; Naviculaceae
Source: the annotation of a GenBank genome assembly
AUGAAGCGUGUCGUUGCCAUUCGAUCCAGUCCUCGACUUCGAAAACUCGCCGAAUGUCAGAAGGAUGCUGUUGUUGUUCCUUCGACUCCAUCAUUAUUAGUGGUGCCGAAAAGGAGAAAGCUGGCGAUCGUGACUCCUCUCAAGAGCUCGGAAGACGACGAAGCCUUUGAAGAUCUCAAAGUCCCACCGGAAGAAUUACGGCCGUCCACGACACUGACCAAUGGACAAUGCUUUCAUUGGAACGCAAUUUCCACGGAACAAUCCACAUCGGCGUGGGGGACACACAAUGCCACCGAGUGGAUGGGUGUUCUACGAAUGCCGCCCUCUACAAGUGAGCAGCAGAAGGAAGAAGAGGACCGUUCGCUGGUAGUGGUCAUUCGAGAAACUCCAUCCAGCACACUCUACCGAGUGCUCUACAAACCCCAAUCCAAAACUCAAAAGGACGUCAGAACCUUUCUGUAUCAGUAUUUUCAACUCGACAUUCCACUAGCACCACUCUAUCAACAAUGGUCUACACAAGACGCUCGUCUGGAACGGAUUGCCAAAUGCAUUCGCGGAGUCCGCAUCCUCGAUCAAGAUCCAUGGGAAUGUCUCGCCAGUUUCAUCUGUUCUAGCAACAACAACAUUCCUCGCAUUCACAAGAUUCUCAAUUCGAUUCGACAAGAAUAUGGAACCCUCUUGCUUCCUAAGAACAAUACCAAGAGCAACGAACAGGACAUUUACUCCUUUCCUAGCCUCCAAACACUCCAACAACACGCUACCGAUGCCGAUUUGAGAAACAAGUGCGGUAUGGGGUACCGGGCCAAGUACAUUUUGGAAACCAUGAAAACUCUGCAGUCACUAGGCGGCGAAGAGUAUCUGUACAAACUCAAAACUACUACAACAACAACACCCGAUCAAGUCCAACAAGCCCUCAUUCAAUUCUCUGGUGUGGGACGCAAAGUGGCCGAUUGCGUGGCACUCUUUUCCCUCCGUCAGACCGAUGCCAUUCCCGUCGAUGUCCAUGUCUGGAACAUUGCUUGUCGGGACUAUGAUCCCACCCUGCAAACCAAAAAGAGUCUGACGCCCACCGUGUACCGACAGGUGGGAGAGUUGUAUCAAAGCCGAUUUACAACAAAGGCGGGAUGGGCACAUUCCCUCUUGUUUGUGGCAGAGUUGCCCAGUUUUCGACCCAUCUUGCCGGAAGAUAUGGUGCAAGAAAUGGAUCAGUUCCGUGCGGAAGAGCAAGCCAGGAAAAAGGCGUCCAAAGCCAAGAAGAAGAGUGCAUAG